Suillus clintonianus is the source of this 652-nucleotide messenger RNA. RefSeq lists its product as uncharacterized. The transcript is spliced from 3 exons. The coding region runs from base 1 to 645 and encodes 214 amino acids. Lineage: Eukaryota; Fungi; Basidiomycota; Agaricomycetes; Boletales; Suillaceae. The record is from RefSeq and is a predicted model, not a curated record. Gene Ontology annotation, molecular function: protein binding.
AUGCGGUCUGUUUCCUCUCAACCGAGACACUCCGAGUUUUAUUUGCAGGAUGAGCUAUCUGUUUUCCUUGUAGACGGGGUGUUAUUCCGUGUACACCGCUUUUUUUUGCAGCGCGAGUCGGAUGUGUUCCGCACUAUGUUUGUGUGCCCUCCGACGCAAGACGGGCCUGAAGGACAAAGUGAUGACAGGCCCAUCGUCUUGCCUGAAGUCACAGUUGCCGAAUUUGAGUGCUUGCUCAAGUUCCUAUACGAUGGGGGCACCUCGCCAUCUCCUUUCUCAACAGCAGAAGACUGGGUCAGACUGCUGUCGAUUGCGACCCGCUAUGGAAUGGAGCGUAUCCGUGCGAGAGCGUUGCAUGAACUAGAGUGCCUCCCACCGCUUGAUCCCAUCCAGAAGAUCAUCCUGGCGCGGAAGCACGACGUGCAGGAGUGGCUGUUGCCCUCUUACGUAGCGUUGUGUCUAAGGCGGCAGCCUUUGAAUGUGCUCGAGGCUGUCGAACUCGGGUUGGAGACCAUGGUUCUGAUAGCGAUGGGAAGAGAGUCCGUGAGGGACCCUAAUACUCUGAGAGAAUUCGAGGACACAAGGCAACGACUGAGCUAUGAAGAAUUUAUGACGGACGUCGUUUCUGACAUAUUCGGCAGAUGAAGAGGUU